Messenger RNA from Diachasma alloeum, 1674 nucleotides. RefSeq lists its product as uncharacterized. The record is from RefSeq and is a predicted model, not a curated record. NCBI's taxonomy places the organism in Eukaryota, Metazoa, Arthropoda, Insecta, Hymenoptera, Braconidae. The coding region runs from base 1 to 1674 and encodes 557 amino acids. The transcript is spliced from 4 exons.
AUGGCCAACUCUGCAGCUGAACGACGAGACUUUAUCUCAAAAAGGAGCCUCUGUUUCAACUGCUUCGGUCCGCACAGGGGGGACAACUGCAAGAGCAGCAUCACUUGCCAGAAAUGCAAGGGCAAACAUCAUACGUCGAUCCAUGAGGAAUCUCCAGAACAUUGCAGAGAGACAGAGAGACAACAGGAUCGUUCUCCAGCACCACCUGGACAUGACAACCAAGAAGAUCCAGGAGCAACCGGAUCGAGAGGCAAAUCAUCAUCAUCGAGAUCAACGGCGAUAGAGAGAAUUGACGACUCUCUCAACUCUCCAGAGGUCUCACAGGGGAUUGCAUCAUCAUCAUCAUCAGCAUCGCGGUCAGUUGACGGUUCACCUGGCGAUCUCCAGUCAUCAGGAACAUCAUCAUCAAGGUCAGAGAGAGCGGGGCUGUCCUCUGACAGCAAGGUCAUCCAGGAGUCUUCAUCGACAUCAUCAGAUCAACGCGUUGUGCUGUUGGCAACUGUCAAAGCACAUGCAGCAUCAGCAUCAGGUGACUCAGGAUCAACUCGUGGUGCCGUCAAAGUCACUCUUCACUGUCGAUUUGACCUUCAAGAUCAGGUCGAGAUCACUGCUCACGUCUUGGCUAAGCUGACAUCAACCUUACCAUCAAUUCACUGCACAAAGGCAGAGGAAAAUCAUCUUCAAGAUCUUCAAUUAGCAUAUAACAAUUAUCUCAAACCUGGAUCCAUCGACAUCAUCAUCGAAGCUGAUCAUUAUGGUCAGAUCAUUAGAAAUGAGAUCAACAAAUUACCAGACAAUCAGCUUGUUGCACAACAAACUAUUUUUGGUUGGAUAGUUUCUGGGACGGUCUGCUGUACAGACUGCAAGCCGAAGUCUUCUCUAACUGCAGUACGAGAGUUUUCGACUGAGCAGCUGUUAGAUCUUCUUAAGAAGUUCUGGAUUCAGGAGGAAUUUCGAUCAACUAAGGCGGAGCAGCUCAAUCCUGAGGCGCAGGAGUGUGAGCUACACUUCCAAGAAACACAUACAAGGGACAGUGAGGAGCGUUAUGGGGUAGGUCUCCCACUCAAGACAUCACCAUCAGUUCUGGGCGAUUCUAGGAGAACCGCUUUUCAACUACUUCAUCGAACGGCGAAGAAACUAGAGACAAAUCUGAAGUAUGGAAAGCUCUACAAGGACUUCAUCAAGGAAUAUGAAGAUCUGGGACACAUGAGAAGGGUCUCAGAGUCAUCAGAGCCAUCACCGGUCCACUAUCUUCCUCAUCACGGUGUCUUAAGGAAAGAGAGCAUCACCACUAAACUCAGGGUAGUCUUCAACGGAUCCAAUGAGGGUCAUCGGUUUCCACUGGCGGCUGUCUUCCUGACAAAAAAGAGAUACGUCGACGACAUCUACGGGGGAGCUGAAUCUGAGGAACAGCUCAAGGAUCUCAUCAGUCAACUCAUCAAUCUUUGCAUGGCGGGCGGUCUAUCCCUGCAAAAACGGAUAUUAAAUCAUCAAGGAGUUCUACAGGAACUUAAAUUAUCAACGAAAUCAACAUCAGCUGUUCAAUUCGAGGACACGACUGUCAAGGUAUUGGGGUUGUGUUCGAAUCCUUAUUUAGACAUUUUCAUCUGCAAAUCAAAGAAGUCAUCACCGGACAAGAUCACCAAAAGGACAAUCCGCUCAGAGAUCGCAUAG